UACUGUUGUUUUGUCGAGGAACUCAAAACUGUUAGCUGGUAAUAUAGAGUAUUGCUGGUGAUAAAGAGAAUUGCUUAAAACCUAUUCUACCAACCAGCAUGUGUUUGUAGAUUCGAUCAAAGAGUGUGAUUCGCACACUACGCAAAGACAUCAUUCAAACCAGCCACCUGCUACAUGAGUUUCCUUCUUGUUUUCGAUAACGUGAUUAGGCCAUCAUUAAAGGCAGACACAAAUUUCGACUGUUUCCAACAGAAAAUUUUUUAUUUGCACAUUUUCUAACAUUUUCCUUUAAGAUGCUGAAAUAUUUUGAUGCUGAAACAUAGCUUGAAAAAGAAGUUUGCGAAGAGCCUAAGCGCGAUGCUGGUGACAGUUUGUUGAAGCCAUGUGCCCUUAAUGGCGAAAUGCAACGAAAGUCAAAAGAUCAUUUAUGCCUGAUAUAGCAUGUUAAAAAUUAAGCUCCGAUCAAGGAAAUCAGAGUAAACGUGAAUUAAAAUCAUCCAAGAGGGAUUUGGAAAACAGAAAUGGUACAUAAUAACACACACAAAGAUUUCUUCAUUACGGUGUUUAAUAUUGUAUAAAGGUCACUCACACACAAUUCGUGAUCAAGAAGAAGGGAUUGAAGAUGCAAUCGAGUCCAGAGAAAAUCGAGGUUUUUGCAAAAGAUCCGGAUCAGUGGCAUUGCACGACGUCAUCAUCAUGCAAACGAAGCUGCCUCCUGUUUUUCAUUACAAUCCAAUUUGCAGUCAUAUGCGCCCUUUGUAUAACUCUUCGCUCUUUGCAGAACAAUGUUGAGCCUAGAAUCUUACGAAAUCAAAAUUUUUAUGACCGUACUUGGAACCAAUUGCCAAACAAGAUGGAAAGAUUGAAUGAUAAUCCUGUAUAUCAGCGGUUUAACAUAUCACGCAAGAUGGUCCGUUCAAGGAUCAAUCUUCUAAUUAUUGUGUCAUCUGCGCCACGUCGAAGUGACAGGAGGACGGCUAUACGAGAAACAUGGUGGAAUGACCACGAGACUAAUGACAAGAUAAAAGUCGUGAGAAAAUUCUUCACUGAUGCUCCAAAAAACUCAACUGAACAAGGCCGUGCACUAUUGCAAGAACAGAAGCUAAACGAAGACGUCAUAUUUCAAGACCUCAGUGGAGGAGUCGAGUUCGGCAAACGGUUUUUGUAUCACAUGGUUUGGGCCAUGCAGAACUACGAGUUUGAUUACUUCUUAAGGAUGGACGAUGAUUAUUUCUUUUGCCUCGAGCGAUUUCUACACGAGCUUCCGAUGCCAAUGCGCCCCAUGUACCACUGGGGAUACGUACACUGCCUUCCAAACAUUGUUCGACCCGAGGAAAGUGUAAUUUUAUUCUCACGUGACCUGGUGGAGAAAUUUCUUAGUCAAAAUCCAGGAGAAAUUAAGGGCCACCCUUGGGCAGAUCAAAUGAUAGCAACAUGGGUUCAAGAUCUGAAAUUGAACAAUCUAUAUAACCAUGACAAUAGACUGUAUCAUCAUCCACCAUUAGGAGACAAUCUAAGUUUUAUCAAAGAGAAGUUUAAAAAUGCCUGCAGAAAAUACAUUGGUGUACAUGGAAGCUAUCCAGAACAUAUGAAGUUGCUUUGGAAAUUGAGAGAAGGUAAAGAAUAUGCUGGUGUCGAAUUAGAUGAAUACACAACAAAAUGUGGCUUGCCGCAAAACUUUUUGUGGGAUGCAUUCACUGACAAAUGGAAGUAUAAGCCGAAAAAGCUAAUUUCAGAUCCAAAAUGGGACACAUACAAGCAAGAUCUUGAUAAACAUGUCUAUGUAGGAAGACAAGAAGGAGAGGGCUGACAGAAGUUAGGAGAAAAGAUCUCUUCGGAGUCAGUCCCUCAUUUUUUGAAAACUUUGUGAAUCAAUUGGUUGACUAGGAGGUAUACAGGGCUCACAAAACGAAGGUUGUUUGUCCUUCCUUCUAACAUGAAGCUAUUUCAUGGAUCGAAUAAGACAGCUCAUUUAAAGCAAGAAAAAGGAAUUUUGAAUAUGGACAAAGCUUCAAAAUGUUGAGAAAAUAAA
Rhopilema esculentum is the source of this 2032-nucleotide messenger RNA. RefSeq lists its product as uncharacterized. Gene Ontology annotation, cellular component: Golgi membrane. Gene Ontology annotation, molecular function: galactosylxylosylprotein 3-beta-galactosyltransferase activity. The record is from RefSeq and is a predicted model, not a curated record. Gene Ontology annotation, biological process: glycosaminoglycan biosynthetic process; protein O-linked glycosylation. NCBI's taxonomy places the organism in Eukaryota, Metazoa, Cnidaria, Scyphozoa, Rhizostomeae, Rhizostomatidae.